Messenger RNA from Salvelinus fontinalis (brook trout), 3524 nucleotides. RefSeq names its product rho GTPase-activating protein 25-like. Gene Ontology annotation, cellular component: phagocytic cup. NCBI's taxonomy places the organism in Eukaryota, Metazoa, Chordata, Actinopteri, Salmoniformes, Salmonidae. The record is from RefSeq and is a predicted model, not a curated record. The transcript has 11 exons. Gene Ontology annotation, molecular function: GTPase activator activity. Bases 400 to 2343 code for a protein of 647 amino acids. Gene Ontology annotation, biological process: signal transduction; phagocytosis, engulfment; activation of GTPase activity.
AAAUGAACCCACUUCCCCUGAGAGAGAACGCAAGGAGACUAAUGGCUUAGUGACACUUUUGAAUUUUAGGUCAUUUGAAAUCUUCGAUCAUGGAGCACCUAAUGCUAUACCUACAUGGAGAUAGGAGAACAUACAGUGGACUAUUAGAAUAGCAGAACAUGUAUCUACAGAGAAGUAGAAAGGGACAAGAAACAAUGUGUUUUGACGUUUUGAAAAAAAAUAAGAUUAAUAUCUAUACAGGAAGUAGGAAGUCAGAUACAGAACAGUUUUAGUGUGACUGACAGACAGGAGAUUUACAGCAAAACCCUUAAUGGAUGUGUGUGUGCUGUGUGUAUGUGAGUACGUGCGUGCGUUUUUGUUGUGAAGUGAGACACUGACCUUUCCUAUGAAGGAGGGAGAAUGUCUCUCAAGCUACCUCGGAACUGGGACUUCAGCACCCUCAAAGCUGAAACCGCCAGAAUAGCGCGGUCUAAGAGUGUGAUGCCUGGAGAGGGCAACCCUGGGUCAGGCUCGCCCGGCUCCAACACCAGGUCCAUGGAGAGGCCACUGAAGGCCGGCUGGCUGAGGAAACAGAGGUCCAUCGUGAAGAACUGGCAGCUGCGUUACUUUGUGCUGAGAGGGAGCACACUGACCUACCAUAAAGAUGAAAAAGAGGGGAGUGUCCAGGGAGUCAUCCAACUGAGGUUCAGUAAAGUAAAUGAGCUCCCACUGAACCAAGAUGACCUAGGGAAAUUCCUGUUUGAGAUCAUGCCGCGCAGCAGUGGUGAUCGGGAGCGGUGCCCCUACAUUCUCAUGGCCAACUCCCACAGUGAGAUGGAUGAGUGGGUCCGCACGCUGCGCAGGGUGGUUGGAGCACCCUCUAGUGGAGCGAUAUUUGGCAAGAGCUUGGGUGAUACUGUGACCUAUGAGCAGCGGUUUGGCCCCCACAUGGUGCCCAUCCUGGUGCAGAAGUGUGCUGAAUUCAUCAGAGAACACGGACUGAGUGAGGAGGGCAUCUUUAGACUGCCGGGACAAGACAACACCGUCAAACAGUUCAGGGACGCUUUCAACGCCGGAGAGAGACCUUCCUUCCCCAGUGACACAGAUGUCCACACAGUGGCGUCGUUGUUGAAGUUGUACCUAAGGGAUCUGCCUGAGCCAGUGGUUCCUUGGACACAGUACCAAGACUUCCUGGACUGCAGCCCCAUGCUGGACCCCAACAGUGCUGCAGGUCGUGAAAGACUGGAGAAGCAGAUCACCCUCCUUCCUAGACCCAACUAUAACCUCCUCAGCUACAUGUGCAGGUUCUUAUUUGAGGUGCAGCAAAACUCCAAGGUGAACAAGAUGAGUGUUGAAAAUCUGGCCACGGUCAUUGGGAUCAAUCUGCUCAAGCCCCAGAUCGAGGACCCCAUCACUAUGAUGACGGGUACUCCUCAGAUCCAGAAGUUGAUGACAGUGAUGAUCAGACAGCAUGAGGCUCUGUUUCCUCCGUCUAAAGACGUGGCUCCUUCACCCCCCAGCAAGAAGAGUGAGAGCAAGAAGAACAGUGCUCCACGCAGCUUUGUGGGCUGGGAGUCUGCUGAGUGUGAGGGCUUUCAAUCAGAGUCUCCAGAGGAGGAGGAGGAGGAGGACACAGACACCCUGGGGGCCGAGCCAGUUACCAUCUCCAUCCCCCAGCAGCCCCUCUCCCCCUUCUCAUCCUCAGACUUGGACCCCUUGUCUGUAAGCCCCCGCAAACGCACCCAGACCCUGCCUACUUUGAACUGCCCUGUCCCGGGGAGUGGGAGGGCCGGCAAGCUGGAGGCCAUGAACCGCUGGAGCCGCAUCCAGGAGAGCAGCGAGGAGAAUGGAGAGAAGACUCUCUCAGAGGACAUCUUUAAGAUCCUGGACCUGCAGAAGACGUCUCUGUUCGGAGGCGCCCAGAAGGACUGGGAGGACAGAGGGACGGCCAGGAGAGGAAGUGACAUCACAGUCACCUAUGAUGACAUCACAGCCAUCUCUUCCAAACCCAGCAAUGACCCCCGGCAAAAGUCUCAGUCCACGACCCCUGAGAAGAAGACAAAGGCCAGUACAGCUGUGGUUCCAUCUUCAGCCCUCCAAUCAGACAGCAAGGCUGACCAGCAGGAGGACAGCCAGGGAAACUCAGAGCACCCCAGUACUAGCCUGCAGCAGAGGAACAAAGAGCUGAGUGCCACAGUAGCAGAACUGCAGUCAGCUCUGGACGCAGAGAAGCGCUGUGUGUCCGCUCUGGAGAUCCGGCUGAGGAACGCGGAACACAGCCGAGACGAGGCCCAGAGACGUAAGCAGGAGCUGGACCAAGAGAUACAUCAGUUCCUCAGCAGAGAACCACAAGGGCCUACUUAGAACCAUGAGGGCCAACUUAGAACCACGAAGGGGCCAACCUAGAACCACGAAGGGGCCAACCUAGAACCAUGAAGGGGCCAACCUAGAACAACAGGUCCAACCUAGAUCCAAUAGCUCCCCACCAGGGAACCAUGAAGCCUACCUAGAACAUAGAACUGCCUAUAGCCUUAAGUUAUCAACGAGAUCCCACAAUAAAGUAUAUGGAUAUUUAACAUAGAGAUCUCUAAACUGUAACAUAACAUAGAGAUCUCCAACAUAGAGAAGAAAGCCCAUCCCAGUGGACAUCACAGCCUCAUGCAGAUACCUGACUAUAGGCCACCUGCUGUUCUACGAGAGGUAGAGAGUCAGUGUCUUGGCCAGAGCUGUAACUCUGGCUGGGACCUGGAACAUGUUGCUACAGAUGCAGGAUCUUAAUUUGACAAUAUUCUCAGUGGGAAAAUAAUCCUGCAUUAACAGGAAAUGUGAAUUCUUGUGUGGAUUAUAAUUAAUGGACAUUUUUGUAGGGGGUGAUACAUUUUUUGUUAGGGCAAGUCAAGUCUGAAAUUUUCAAGUGGACAUUACAAACUUUAGAAGCCUUUUUAAACCUUGAAUACACUAUAAGUUUGCAUUUCCUGCUGUGCAUAAACUGUCCUGCAAGAACAGGGUGAUCAAAUUAAGAUCCUAUAUCUGUAAGUUUGUUUGUUGAGAAAACCCAUGGGUAAACUCUUUAGUCAAACCAGCAAUUGUGUUGACUACACUUCACAUUUUAUAAACACAAAAUGAGGAAUACUGUGACUGUAUAUGAAUGGCCUUUGCUCGGUGUAGCUGAUUAUGUAGUAUGGAUGUGAUGUGCAGUAGCCUAUACAAUGCUGAUAGUUGUUGACCAUGCCGGCUCCGUUACAUUUAUAUUCUCAGAUGAUUAGAGCAUGUACAUGAAAUAGCAGGUUGUGCAUAAUGUCCAGGUUAAGAGAAUGUCCACGACAAUUGGACUAUAAUGGUCUGUAUAAGUAUUUUGGCCAGGAUUCAAUUCACAGCGCAGUGCGCUGAAAGCCAACUUUGCAGUUUUUAAUUAAAUACAUGUUACCUACAUUCGCGGAGAUCGUAUUCACGCUAAACGCUGUGAAUGUGACUCAAUUGUUAAGGUUUGAAUCCUGUUUAUAUUUUGUUUGACCAGACAUUAAUAAAAGAGGAACAGAAUAAGA